Hibiscus syriacus is the source of this 1814-nucleotide messenger RNA. RefSeq names its product transcription initiation factor TFIID subunit 8-like. Lineage: Eukaryota; Viridiplantae; Streptophyta; Magnoliopsida; Malvales; Malvaceae. Gene Ontology annotation, molecular function: protein heterodimerization activity. Gene Ontology annotation, cellular component: transcription factor TFIID complex. The coding region runs from base 515 to 1636 and encodes 373 amino acids. The transcript has a single exon. The record is from RefSeq and is a predicted model, not a curated record.
UCUCCCCUCUGGACUCUUGAUUUUGCCUAAAUUCCCCUGAUUUUCAGUUUAUCAAGUUCCCCUAAUUUCCCUCCCUUUCCACUCACCCUUUUUCUUCGAAACUCUUAUAAACCUCUAGGAAAGUUAAAGUCUUUGUUGUGGGGUUCGUUUUGUAUUCGGUUUGAUUCGCUUCGCUUCAGAAUCUGGCUUUGUUUCUUUGGUUUCGGCUCAAAUUGUUCUCUUUUUCCUUCAAAUUCUUGGAUGUCUGGUAAGGCUUCAAAUUCUGCUAUUUCUCUAAGACUUUGAUUCUUCUUUGUUUGUACGAGUAGAAAAUUAAGUCCACUUCUAGGGUUUCUUGGAAUAAGCUGCCUUUCUUUGUUCAUAUUUACUUGUUUCCUGAGAAAAUAUAGACUGAAUGAUGUUCUUGGGUUUUAUGAGUAAUUAGUUGGGGAUUAUUGGCAUGAAAGAAAAGAUAGUGUGAGAAUUUUGAGGGGAGUAAAAAAAAACCUGUUAAAUUUGAUAUGAGUUUUUGAACAUGAACAAUGGAGGUGUGGAGAGUACAAAAGAUAUGAGGAAGGGUGAAGACGUACCUGGCUCUUCGUUGGGAAUACCAAAAGCUGAUGAUUUUGGGAGAUCGGUUUCAAAGAUUGCCGUGGCGCAGAUUUGCGAGAGUGUUGGUUACCAGGGAUAUAAAGAGUCUGCUUUGGAGGCCCUUGCAGAUAUCUCGAUUCGGUAUCUCUGUGACUUGGGGAAAAAUGCAAGUUUUCAUGCUAAUUUAGCUGGUAGGACAGAAUGCAAUGUGUUUGACAUAAGGCUGGCUUUAGAAGAUUUGGGAGAUUCACAUGGGUUUCCAGGUGCUUCGGAGAUUGGUAAUUGUCUUGUAGGCUCUGGCAUAGUUAAGGAAAUAGUUCAGUUUGUGGACACGAAAGAGGAAAUCCCAUUUGCUCAGCCGGUGCCCAGGUUUCCAGUUGUUAGGAGCGGGAAGCUGAUUCCUAGUUUCGAGCAUAUGAAUGAAACCCCACCUGGAAAGCAUAUCCCAAGUUGGUUGCCGGCUUUCCCUGAUCCCCACACUUAUAAUCAUACACCUAUGUGGAAUGAGAGGGCAUCGGAUCCUUGUGCUGAUAAGAUCGAGCAAGCACGGCAGCGGAGAAAGGCUGAGAGAGCUUUGCUGAGGUUGCAACAGAGACUGGUGUGUAAUGGCUCUACCGGAACUUGUGCUUCCUCGGUUUUGGAUGCUAAAACGGAAAACAUACAGGAAGCUGGAAGUAACCCCUUUCUCUCUGCCCCACUGCAACAGGGAGAGAAAGAUGUUUCAGAGGUUGUUUUGCCAGCUAAGCUUUCCAAUGAAGUGAGCAAGGGCGAUCAUAUUUCUUUGCUGGAUGCAUUUGUUCCUGCCAUUGAUGCAAUGAAAACUGGCCCAUCCGACAGAUUAGAUGGUGAAAAGACGUUCCUGCCUGAAAAAAGGCCUAGCGUUCAAUUCAAAUUCAAAACUGGUAAGAAAAUCUUGGGUGAGUCACUAGAUUUGAGCUUGCAGAGAAAGGGUGAGAGGAGCUCAACAUUCCUUUUGCCCGAUGACGAGAGGGACGAUAAGAAAAAGAGAGCUGAGUUUAUACUUAGACAGACUACAGAGUAUCCCAUGGAACUUAACCAGUCUUGAAGUGUAUUUUAGGUAGUUCUUUCUCGAAAUCUCGAACUUUUUUUUUCUGGUAAGCAAACAUUUUAGUGAGGUGUUGUAGCGUUAUCCUUGGAUCAUGUUGACAUGGAUUGUAAUCACACUGUUGGGAGACUCACUCUAACAGAUUUUAGGGGGUAUGAAAGCUACUGUUUUGACAUCA